UCGAAACUUGCAAACUUCCUACGGAGCGAUGCAGCGCUACACGAAGGAGUCGGUCUUGGCCAAGGCUUUGUAUGGCGAGGUCCUCCUGGCAGUGGACAAUGUGACGGGUAUGAAGGUGGCUAUCAAGCGCAUGAACCUGGAUGCGGCCACGAGCCGAACGUCGAUCCAUGGCAUCCCCAUCGCCGAAGACAUUGACAUGGAGAAACAAGUGAAUCGUGCCGUGUCGAACGGCAAAGACGGAUGCCAUCCCCACAUCAUGCGCAUGCUCCGCGACUUUGAAGAAGACGGCAUGGGCCACUUUGUGUUUGAGUUCUGCGCCGGCGGCGAACUCUUUGAACAGACCCUCCCCAUGGACACGAUGACCGUGGCCAAGGUGUUCCGACAGGUCGUGAAUGCCGUUCACUUCAUCCACAGCCGCGGCUACGUCCAUCGCGACAUCUCCCUCGAAAACGUCCUUCUCGAUGCUAACGGACACGCCAAGCUGUGCGACUUUGGCUUGGCGACAACCAUCGACGAACGAUCGACGCAUAUCGUCGGGAAAGCGUUCUACAUGGCGCCGGAAAUGUACUUGCGUCACGGAUACAUGCCGGCGCCGGUCGACGUGUGGGCCCUGGGCAUCAUGAUGCUGAUUUUGCUCACCGGCGCGCCGCCCUUCGCGCGCGCCAACGACUCAGACACGGUCUUCCUCUACGUCAAGCAACAUGGCAUCACGUCUGUGCUCCGAGCUUGGAAAGUGCUGCACUUGAUCCCGCUGCCGGCGCUGGACUUGCUUGAGAAGAUGCUCGCCGUGGACCCCGCCAAGCGCGCAACAAUGCAUGACGUCAUGCAUCAUCCGUUCCUAAGGGAAGACCUCCAUCUCGUGUCCUUGCGCGGCAGGAAACGCAUGAUCGUGCGCAAGUGGCUGGCCAAGAUGCGCCGUCGUCUGCAUCACAUGCUCCGAAAUGUGCUGCCGUCAAUGAAGAAUGCGCCCGGGGUUGUCGGGUUAUAACUGGAAAAGUGUUAGAUCUGUUAGAAUAAACAACUGCAUGUGAAAUAUUAUAAUAAAUGAACCACCUUGA
Molecule: messenger RNA, 1058 nt
Organism: Aphanomyces astaci
Lineage: Eukaryota; Oomycota; Saprolegniomycetes; Saprolegniales; Verrucalvaceae
Product: CAMK protein kinase
Exons: 2
Coding region: 29-988 (319 amino acids)
Biological process (GO): protein phosphorylation
Molecular function (GO): protein kinase activity; ATP binding
Source: RefSeq, a predicted model, not a curated record